Molecule: messenger RNA, 1068 nt
Organism: Morchella importuna
Lineage: Eukaryota; Fungi; Ascomycota; Pezizomycetes; Pezizales; Morchellaceae
Exons: 3
Coding region: 1-1068 (355 amino acids)
Source: RefSeq, a predicted model, not a curated record
AUGGCUUCCAGUGGGAGUGGGUCACCUACGACGGGGAAAACGAUCAAAAUAACUUCUGGGCCGCAGCUCACACAAUUAAUCAAGGACAGCACAGUUGUCAUUAUUGACUUCACUGCUGUCUGGUGUGGACCAUGCAAAGCAAUUUCUCCAAUCUACGAGAAGCUGUCUGAGAAGCUCUCGUCACCAGGCAAAAUUGCCUUUGCAAAAUGCGAUGUGGAUGAAAACCAGGAACUAUCGAGGACAUAUGGUAUUACUGCCAUGCCAACCUUCCUCAUCUUCAAAUCAGGCGAAGAAGUAGAACGUGUACAAGGCGCCAACAUCCCAGCCCUAACCAGUGUUGUCAGGAAGCUCGCACAGGAAGCCGAAGCUAUCAACUCUACCGGCUCUGCAUCCGCAACUAAGGGUUUCGCUGCUCCCCCAGCCUCCUCCUCUGGUGGCUCCUCUUCAUGGUCUGGUCGUGCGCUCCCGAAGGGCUACAGCGAUGUCACAGACCAGGUCGAUGUCAAAGGGCUGGACCUCAUGAACGCAAACAUCGAGUUUGGAGGCGCGAGGACUCUAUUUGAAGCCAAAGAGCCUAGCAGGCGAUCUACAGGCAACAAGGGCAAAGGGAAGGACGGUACCGGGGAAGCGGAUUGGGUUGAAUCUGAUACCGAUGAACAGCUUAUGCUGUUCAUCCCGUUCCAAUCAACUGUCAAGAUCCAUACCAUUCAGUUUACCUCAUGCCCACCUAAACCUAAUGAUGAGGAUGAUGAUGAGACCCCAUCUCGCCCCAGGAGGAUAAAUAUCUACUCCAACACACCCAACAUCUUGUCUUUUGACGAUGAAAGGGCCCCAACCCAGGUCAUUGAACUCAAGCCCGAAGAUUGGGAUGAAAAGACUGAGACUGCAAGCGUUACCAUGAGAUUCGUCAAGUUUCAGAAUGUGAGCUCACUCACAAUCUUUUUUGUCGACGUUGAAAGGGAAGGUGCAGAAACGGUUAGAGUCGAUAGAAUCAGAAUCAUUGGCGAAAGCGGUGAGAAGAAGGAUAUGGGCAAGCUCGAGAAGGUUGGAGAUUUGCAGGGCGAAUAG